GACUUCAGUAAAGGGAACCCGGGGCUCUCGCAGCCAGCCCUCCUGCCCAUGGAGGACAGUUUCCUUCAAUCUUUUGGGAGGCUGAGCCUCCAGCCCCAGCAGCAGCAGCAGCGGCAGCGGCCGCCCCGGCCGCCCCCGCGGGGGACACCUCCUCGCCGCCACAGCUUUAGGAAACACCUCUACCUCCUGCGAGGCCUCCCGGGCUCCGGGAAAACUACACUGGCCAGGUGAAAAUGUUUGAUGUGCCGGCUCCUUUACCUCAUAGUUACAGUAAGAAGAAAUUUAAAAAUUGGGAUCAAAGAUGCAGCCGCCUUCCCAUUUAAGCAGCACAGACAGCCCAAAGUGACAGUUUUCCUGUACAGUUACUCUUCUGUUAUCUGUAACUGAUCUAUGACAUUUUGGGAAAAAACAGCCAAAAAAAAUUAGUACUGAGGUAGGUGUGCCUGAUUCCUUCCCCAAUUCUGCUCAUGACUGAACCAACAGAACACAAACACAGGUGAAACCUGCACAGCUGUGAGAGCCUACAAAAGUUCACAUGCAAGAUACUUAAAGGAAUUUCUGCUCAAUAGAGUCUGUGGGACCACACUGACAAACGAGAAUGAGGGCUCUCUGGGAGCCUGGCUUUGGACCUCAUGAACAUGGUCUACUUUGGAGGUAUGAGGGGUAAAGGUAAGAGAAGUAGGGCAGACUGGGAACUGUUCCCUGAGUCCCCCUAGCCACUGUGGCUUGGGGACACUUGAGGCUAGCAGUGAUUGAGGCUUGGCUCUCCAAGGACAGGACUUGGCCCUGGUGGGGUGGGUGGCAGCACUGCCCAGGUUCGGCCACACCUGGCCUCAGGGGAGGCUGCCCAUGUCAUCUAUAGCUUGGCUCCCUCCCUGCUCUCAGGCUGCUGAGCCAUGGAAUCUGUUUUCUAUCUCCCAGUUUAAAGUCCUCAAGAAGAAUGUCAGUAGCAUUCAGAGGAAGUGCUGGGAUCCAGGAAGAAUCCUCUCCGUCAGUCUCCUUUAAGGGUUGUAUUAGUCUGUUCUCAUUCUACUAAUAAAGACAUACCCAAAACUGGAUAAUUUAUAAAGGAAAGAGGUUUAAUUGACUCACAGUUCAGCAUGGCCGGGGAGGCCUCAGGAAACAACUUACAAUCGUGGUGGAAGGGGAAGCAAACAUGUCCUUCUUCACAUGGCGGCAGGAAGGAGAAGUGCUGAGCAAAAGGGGGAAAAGCCUUAUGAAACCAUCAGAUCAGCCGGGCGCAGUGGCUUAUGCCUGUAAUCCCAGCACUUUGGGAGGCCAAGGCAGGCAGAUCACCUGAAGUCAGGAGUUCAAGACCAGCCUAGCCAACAUAGUGAAACCCCGUCUGUAAAAUACAAAAAAAAAAAAAAAAAAAAAAAAAAAAAAAAAAAUUAGCCAAGCAUGGUGGCAAGCACCCGUAAUCCUGGCUAGUCAAGAGGCUGAGGCAGGAGAAUCACUUGAACCCGAGAGAUGUAGGUUGCAGUGAGCUUAGAUUGUGCCACUGCACUCCAGCCUGGGUGAUCGAGCAAGACUCUGUCUCAAAAAAAAAAAAAAAAAAAAAAAAGCCAGAUCUUGUGAGAACUCACUAUCAUGAGAACAGCAUGAGGGUAACUGCUCCCAUGAUUCAGUUACCUCCCAUCGGAGGUAAUUCCCAUGACGUGGGGAUUAUGGGAACUAUAAUUCAAGAUGAGAUUUGGGUGGGGACUGCCCCUGGCUCCUCCAAAAUCUCAUGUCCUCACAUUUCAAAACACAAUCAUGUCUUCCUAACAGUCCCCCAAAGUCUUAACUCAUUCCAGCAUUAACUCAAAAGUCCAAGUCCAAAGUCUCAUCUGAGACAAGGCAAGUCCCUUCUGCUUAUGAACCUGUAAAAUCAAAAGCAAGUUGGUUACUUCCUAGAUACAAUGGGGGUACAGGCAUUGGGUAAAUACACCUAUUCCAAAUGGAAGAAAUUGGCCAAAACAAAAAGGCUAUAGGCCCCAUGCAAGCCCAAAAUCCAGCAGGGUAGCCAAAUCUUAAAGCUCCAAAAUGAUCUCCUUUGACUCCAUGUCUCAUAUCCAGGUCAUGCUGAUGCAAGAGGUGGGCUCCCAUGGCCUUGGGCAGCUCCACCCCUGUGGCUUUGCAAGGUACAGCUCCACUCCUGGCUGCUUUCACAAGCUGGCAUUGAGUGUCUGCGGCUUUUCCAGGCACAAGCUGCAAGCUGUCAGUGGAUCUACCAUUCUGGGGUCUGGUGGGCAGUGGCCCUCUUCUUACAGCUCCACUAGGCAGUGCCCCAGUGGAGCCUCUGUGUGGGGGCUUUGACCCCACAUUUCCCAUCUGCACUGCACUAGCAGAGAUUCUCCAUGAGGGCACCACCCCUGCAGCACACCUCUGCCUGGAAAUCCAGGCAUUUCCAUACAUCUUCUGAAAUCUAAGUGGAGGUUCCCAAACCUCAGUUAUUGACUUCUGUGCACCCACAGGCCCAACACCAUGUGGCAGCUGCCAAGGCUUGGGGCUUGUACCCCCUGAAGCAAUGGUCUGAGCUGUACAUUGACCCCUUUUAGCCAUGGCCAGCCAGAGCUGCUGGGAAGCAGGGCACAAAGUUUCAAGGCUGCACACAGCAGGGGGGCCCAGGACCCAUCUCAUGAAACCAUUUUUCCCUCCUAGGUCUCCAGGCCUGUGAUGGGAGAGGCUGCCAUGAAGUCCUCUGCCAUGCCCUGGAGACAUUUUCCCCAUUGUCUUGGUGAUUAACAUUUGGCUCCUCGUUACUUAGGCAAAUUUCUGCAGCUGGCUUGAAUUUCUCACCUGAAAAUGGGGCUUUCUUUUCUAUCACAUCAUCAGGCUGCAAAUUUUCCAAACUUUUGUGCUCUGCUUCCUCUUGAAUGCUUUGCUGCUUAGAAAUUUCUUCAACCAGAUACCCUAAAUUGUUUCUUUCAAGUUCAAAGUUCCACAUGUGGAUCUCUAGGGCGGGGCAAAAUGCCACCAGUCUCUUUGCAUAGCAAGAGUGACCUUUACUCCAGUUCCCAGUAAGUUCCUCAUCUCUGAGACCACCUCAGCCUGGACUUCAUCGUCCAUAGCAGCAUUUUGGUCAAAGCCAUUCAACAAAUCUCUAGGAAGUUCCAAACUUACCCACAUAUUCCUGUCUUCUGAGCCCUUCCAUUAGUUCCAGUCUCUGCCUGUUACCCAGUUCCAAAGUUGCUUUCACAUCUUUGGGUAUCUUUACAGCAGUGCCCCAUUCUCUGUGGUACCAAUUUGCCGUUCUCACACUGCUAAUAAAGACAUACCCGAAACUGGGUAAUUUAUAAAGGAAAGAGGUUUAAUUGACUCACAGUUCAGCAUGGCUGGGGAGGCCUCAGGAAACUUAUAAUCAUGGUGGAAGGGGAAGCAAACACAUCCUCACAUGGUGACAGCAAGGAGAAGUGCUGAGCAAAAGGGGAAAAAGCCCCUUAUAAAACCAUCAGAUCUUGUGAGAACCCACUAUCAUGAGAACAGCAUGAGGGUAACCAUUGCCAUGAUUCAAUUACCUCCCACUAGGUCCCUCCCAUGACACAUGGGGAUUAUGGGAACUACAAUUAAAGAUGAGAUUUGAGUGGGGACACAGCCAAACCAUAUUGAGGACGAACUGAAUCUAAGGUUUGGGUAAAAUUCUCAUUGUACAAAAAUGAGUAAAUAGAAAUUCUCACACAGCUUGGGACUCUAUAAAAAAGUUUGCCAGCUGGGCCUGGUGGCUCAAGCCUGUAAUCCCAGUACUUUGGGAGGCCAAGGCGGGUGGAUCAUGAGGUCAGGAGUUCGAGACCAGCCUGGCCGAGAUGGGGAAACCUCGUCUCUACUAAAAAUACAAAAAUUAGCCAGGGGUGGUGGCACGCGCCUGUAAUCCCAGCUACUCGGGAGGCUGAGGCAGGAGAAUUGCUUGAACCCAGGAGACAGAGAUUGCAGUGAGCCGAGAUCAUGCCAUUGCACUUCAGCCUGGGCGACAGAGCAAGACUCCGUCUGGAGGGGGGUGGGGCGGGGAACAAAAAAAAAAGAGUUCGCAUAAUUAGGCUAAAAGAGCGUCGUAUUCAGGAGCCAUUAAUACAUUCACAGAUAUUUACUGAGCAUCUCCCAUGUGCCUGGCAUUCUUCUAGAUGCUCAGAAUGGAGCAGUGGACAAAGGAGACAAAAAUCCCUGCCUUCAUGGAACAUGUAUUCUAUCAGAGAAAAAAAAUUCUCAAGGAAAAAAGGCAAUUUUAGCAUCUGCUCUGCUCUGUUCUCUCAAAAAAUAAGCAAAGGAUUUCACAGGUAUGCCACCGGAGGUAUAUAUCCCCAGGAAAUGUCCACAUACACACAAGAGUGUUCUAGGUACUUGGGAAUCAUCAGUGAACAAAACAAAGAUCCUGCCCUUGUGGACCUUAUGUGCCAGAGACAAUUGCAGCAUGACUUUCCCAGGGCCCUGAUUUUCAGCACGGAUGAUUUUUUCUUCAGGGAAGAUGGUGCCUAUGAGUUCAAUCCUGACUUCCUGGAGGAAGCUCAUGAAUGGAACCAAAAAAGAGCAAGAAAAGCAAUGAGGAAUGGCAUAUCCCCCAUUAUUAUUGAUAAUACCAACCUCCACGCCUGGGAAAUGAAGCCCUAUGCAGUCAUGGCACUUGAAAAUAACUAUGAAGUUAUAUUCCGAGAACCUGACACUCGCUGGAAAUUCAACGUUCAAGAGUUAGCAAGAAGAAACAUUCAUGGUGUCUCAAGAGAAAAAAUCCACCGAAUGAAAGAACGGUAUGAACACGAUGUUACUUUUCACAGUGUGCUUCAUGCAGAAAAGCCAAGCAGAAUGAACAGAAACCAGGACAGGAAUAAUGCAUUGCCUUCCAACAAUGCCAGAUACUGGAAUUCCUACACAGAGUUUCCAAACCGGAGGGCCCACGGUGGAUUUACAAAUGAGAGCUCCUAUCACAGAAGGGGCGGUUGUCACCAUGGAUAUUAGAGGCCUAUCUUACAGCCAGGCAGAAUUUUCCUAAGUCAGUUUCUACUUCAGUUUUUGUUAUUUUUUGUUGCAUUUUAGUCAGAGCUCCAAUUCCAGUGUAAAUAGCUGAACUCAAAAGUUUCUGAGCAAAGUCAUUAUAUUCACUUUCUUCACCAAAAUUUGUUAAAGUGCUUCUAUAUGCAUGGUCUGAUGCUGGGAAUUCUGCAGAUUUGAGUAAACAGUCUCUUUCUCUAGGGUAAGAAUUUGAAACCAAAACUUGAGAACACACCCAAGAAUAUAUUUACAUAGGUUCAUAGAUGAAAUAAAGUGUUUAUAUUAUAUAUAAGCUUCAGUACCAUUUGCUCUGAAGUGAUCUAUUUAUUUUUUCAGGAAAUUCAUCUCCAUCGGUAAAGUUGGGAAGGUGGAGAGAAGUGGUGGGGGGGCAUUGCUACUUAUCAAAGUGCCAUUGCUACUUUGAUAAUCUAUGUAUCUAAAAAUGUGAGAUGUGCGACUCUUAUGAUACUGAUUUUCCUUUAAUGUUAAUAUGCCAGAAAGCAUACAUCUAAGGGAACAUUGUCCUUCAAAGUAGACACUUUGGGAAGUUAUUUCUUUAUUUUAAUGAUGUAUCAUUGUUAAAAAUGCUGUCAAAUCCUUAAUAGCUACAGGAGCUACUGAGGGAAAUCAGUGUCAUUAUUUAAAGUCACGCCUUGUGUUUUUACUACUUUAUUCAGCAGGAUUAAACCUGAAUAACUUUUGGCUGUUGUGCUAAUAGUGUAAAUAAAAUAAGCCUGCCUUCAUAAAACACUAACUUUUAAAAGGAAUAAACGACUUCUAAAAUUAUGCCUAUUAACAUGUGUAAUUAGUCGGCAGCUCAAAUGUUUGGGAGUGCAAGAAAUUAGGCACCCCAGGAUAUAGGUCAUACAGGGAUAUAUAAAAGCCAUGCUCAUUACAAAAUGAGCAGUUGAUGUUUUAUGUGGCAUUAAGACAAUCAAGUCCUCACAACUCUGGAAUGUCUUCUUAUACUGAUGCUGAAUUUAUGAAUCCAAAUUAAUUUCCAACAGGUUGGAAUCAGAUUUAAUGUGAGAUCAUGAUAGACAAGACCACAGAGGACGUAUGCUCUAUUUCUUGUUGGCCAACAGCUUCUUUCUAAUGUUCUGUGAAAAAUUAUUUUAAGUGUCUUAUAUAAUGGUGCUUUUAUGGUUAUUAAAAAUUGUAAAUGGUAUCACAUUUAUAUGGAUUUGUCAUUGGAUCUUUUUUUGGUUCAACAAUAAAAAAAUUUAAUUACCUAAAUGCCAAGAAACUCAACAAUAUACCAGUUUUUCUGUAUCACAGGCUUAUUUACCAGUCUUUUUUUUAAUAAAUAGGAAUCGUAAAGGUAAUGACAAAAGCAGCCUUAUAAUUUAGUUGCUUAUAUAUUUGAUCUGUGUACAUGAGACUGUUUUAACGUUAUCUGACACUACUGAAACCUGCUCGACAUCUCCAUGACUACCAACACCAUGUGUAAUGUUUUCUUCACUAACAUUUUAAAAACUGGUAUCUCCUUUGAGUAAGUUUGGCUGACAAUAGUAAAUCCCAAUGAAUCUAAGGUGUUAUCAGCUUUGCUAACUUCUGUAUCUCCAAGCACAACAUAAAAUAAUCUCCUAAUGAUCUACUUAAUAAUGCUCCCAUUUUCCAGGCCCAGGUAGUCCUGGGUAUCUUGGUUGAUAGGGUGGUGGCAUAACCAGCUCAAUAUGGAUGGCUUGACUCGUCUGGGCUGGUAGAGGGGAGAAAUGUCAGAGAGCUCAAAGUGGAAAUUACCAUCCUUUGAUUUCACAUGAGCGGUUCAAAGGACCAGAUUCAAGCCCUCCUGACUUGGCUGGCUCCCUGCUUUAGGGUUUUUGGCUCACUUGGGUUAAGUGAGUGACCACUAUGGAGAAGUGGCUCUGGGUUACAUAACUUUUCUAGAGCUCUAAAGAAUAGUUUCCUGGCCUAUUUAAUGUCUCUUCUUUCCCUAGCUGACCCCUGAAAUAUUUGGUUUGUAAACCAUAAAAAUUGAUUAAAUGCCAUCAACUUUAUCCCCUGUAGAAGUGAUCUGUUUUUCAACUCCCAUGGCUUCUGAUUUGUGUAACUCUUUGAACACCCAAUAUUGACUUGUAUUGUGUUCGCUGUUUGCAUCAUUCAUAGAACUGGCAAAUGCUCUUUAUGGGCAAUAGGGUCUCAUUAAAUGAUUGCUGAAUAAAUAACACAAAUUUUUACCAUUA
Messenger RNA from Homo sapiens (human), 7148 nucleotides. RefSeq names its product NEDD4 binding protein 2 like 1 (gene N4BP2L1). The coding region runs from base 3925 to 4929 and encodes 334 amino acids. The record is from RefSeq and is a predicted model, not a curated record. NCBI's taxonomy places the organism in Eukaryota, Metazoa, Chordata, Mammalia, Primates, Hominidae. The transcript is spliced from 7 exons.